Molecule: messenger RNA, 2027 nt
Organism: Truncatella angustata
Lineage: Eukaryota; Fungi; Ascomycota; Sordariomycetes; Amphisphaeriales; Sporocadaceae
Product: aquaporin-like protein
Exons: 1
Coding region: 177-1604 (475 amino acids)
Biological process (GO): transmembrane transport
Cellular component (GO): plasma membrane
Molecular function (GO): water channel activity
Source: RefSeq, a predicted model, not a curated record
UGACUUUGAUCCAUAGCUCAUCUUAUAAGAUGUUAUAUAGAAUGUGCUGUUUACCUCAAAUUGAACGUUAUCAGUUUUCUCCAGGCUCGAUACUAAGAGGCCAGUUUAUAAAGCUUUUUUCUGUUUCACGGAUCUGAAACUCAUUGUUAAGAGGCAUCUCACCAGUCUUACACAGCAUGGAGGGCUAUCAGCGUAAACAUGACUCUCUAUCAUCAGAACUCUCUCCGAUAUCACCAUCUGCAACAAGCAGACCCAGGGAACUUGUCCCUCACAUCUCCGCCGGCGACAGUCCUACGAUGCCUCCUCUUCCGCCAUCUGUCAACGACCGGAAAAGAUCUCGAGACCGAAAUCACGGCUAUGCCGAUCGCGGACCACAAAGUAAAGGCACAGCAUUCCGGAGCGGAUAUACAACAGACUACGAGGGGCCAAUGAGAAUUCGCUCAAUGCAAUCUAUGAGAUCCCAGCGUCCAAACCGCCCUCGGCAUGACGAUCGAGACGAUUGGAGUGAAGAGGAUUAUUACAAUGAGCGCCGCGAGUACUGGCGCGACCGUGACGAUAUGCGCAACCAUGAUAGGUACUCCCAUCGUCUCAUGCGCGAGAACGAUCGCCCUCCUCCAGCGUGGCGUAAUCGCCACUUUGCGGACGAAAUGGAUUCCAACUCUACCAUAACACCCUCAAAGCAGUACUUCGAGGAGCAGACACCAUCUCCACGCCAGAGACGCAUCCAGGACGAGGAAUUGGGCUACAGCCCAGGCAAUAACCUGGAGUGGAACUCACUCACCAAAGAACAGAAAGCCGAAGUGCUUCGUUUGCCUUGGACUCAGUGGAUGCACUCCAACUUCAAGAAUCAUUUUAUUGCCACCCUCGGAGAGUUCAUUGGCACAACUCUCUUCCUACUCUUCGCUUUCGCCGGCACUGAAGUAGCCAACAUUCAAUCUCAGGCAAGCGAUUCCGAUGCCACUGACAGCAACACAACCACCGGAGGUAACACCGGGUUUGACGUCACCGUACUGCUCUACAUUUCGGUGUGCUUCGGUUUUUCGCUCAUGGUCAACGUUUGGAUAUUCUUCCGCAUCAGUGGUGGUUUGUUCAACCCAGCUGUUACCUUUGCUAUGCUUCUUGUCAAAGCGGUGCCGCCGGUUAGAGCCGCUUGCUUGUUCGUUGCCCAGAUCUGCGGUUCACUUCUUGCAUCGGUUAUCGUUCUUUUCCUUUUCCCAGAGAGCUUUAAUGUUCGUACAACCCUUGGUACAGGUGUGAGCAACAUCCAGGGUGUUUUCAUUGAAGCAAUUCUGACAGCUGAGCUGGUAUUCACCAUUUUCAUGCUUGCAAAGGAGAAGCAUCGAGCUACCUUCAUUGCCCCCGUUGGCAUCGGUCUGGCCCUUUUUGUCGCCGAGUUGGUAGGCGUCCAGUUUACAGGAGGAAGUCUCAACCCAGCGAGAAGUUUCGGCCCAUGCGUUGUGACUUUGACUUUCGAUAAAGAACAUUGGAUCUAUUGGGUCGGACCUCUCAUUGGAGCUCUGCUUGCUGUCAUCUUUUAUCGCUUCAUCAAGACGUUGGAGUACGAGGUAAGUCGUUUUCUUCUACAGUACCCCGCUAGGUCAUGACUUGCUAAUGCGCAUUUCAGAUGGCCAAUCCCGGUGCUGACGGCGACCCGGCCAUUGACCCUGUCCAUAAUCCCGAGAAGAAGGCGGAAGUUCAAAGUGGUCGGAGGAUGACAAUGCAGUAAGAGAUGGCUAGUGUGUUCAUGCAAAGAAACAAGAUGGCAUGGUAACGACGGAAUGAGAUGGGUAACGACGGAACGAGAUGAGUAACGACUGAGGCAGCUGUACAAUGCCCAUUUAUGUCUCCACCCCGCGGUAUGAGGGUCACAGUACGGAUCCGUAGAGGGAACAGCAACGGAAUUAAUCAUCAAGCUAUUUACAGUAGAAGGAAUGGUCCGAUAAUAGAAUAGUCAGUCACCGUGUUCUGCAUGUACUCUGUUCUGAACUCGCGCAAGUACAGUGUUUAGGUCAGGACCACGCCAUUAC